Messenger RNA from Penicilliopsis zonata CBS 506.65, 4377 nucleotides. RefSeq lists its product as hypothetical. The transcript has 3 exons. Gene Ontology annotation, molecular function: phosphatidylinositol binding. Bases 1 to 4377 code for a protein of 1458 amino acids. Lineage: Eukaryota; Fungi; Ascomycota; Eurotiomycetes; Eurotiales; Aspergillaceae. Gene Ontology annotation, cellular component: cytoplasm. Gene Ontology annotation, biological process: signal transduction; regulation of GTPase activity. The record is from RefSeq and is a predicted model, not a curated record.
AUGUCGCGGGUUCAGCGGCACGGCAUGAUUGAUGACGACCAACGAGGUCGACCUCCCCCGCCGUCUGUUUCUUUCCACUCCCGGGUCCAAAUGCCUCCCCACUCUCCUGCACUGCAUGGCGACCUGAUCCCUCGCGACUACCUGGGACCACGCGCUGACGGGCAGACCCUUCGCUCGACUGGUGUGGCUCCUAGUGCCCGCAAACCUAUGCCGUCUCCCCUGCAUACGAGUUUCAAUAUCCGGUCGCCGACCAGAGACGAUCUCACGCUGUCGACUCAGAGUCCCCUUUCGCCCAGAUCGAACGCAAUCACAAAUCCUUUCCAGAGCCAUCCUUUUCGGAACCGCGCCGUCCAACCAGACCUCUCAGCAUCUCCAACAACCGUCAACCCGGAUCCGACCACAGUUGUUGAACCAGAACCCAACCAGGAGGGACCGUUGGGCGCUCGUCCUCAGCAUGCGGUGGGUAUGGCGGACACAACGAAAUUAUUCAACCCAGCCCGUAAGGAUUCAGAUGCAGCAGACUCGAGCCGAUCCGCUACGUCCUCCCCGAGCUCCCCGGUAAACUCGCAGCAGUCUUUGGCUCGUGAACAACGAUCAGGGCAUCGCCAUGUCAUCCCGCGGACCUCGUCGAUUGAUUCGGCAAUCUCCUCGCUGUCUACGGCAUCUUAUCCACAUAAAUCAUCAUUUGACGCUAGUGCUUUGAGCCAAGCUGAUAUCAAUAAUCUGAUAUCAACAGCUGGAUCGGCGGAGGCUGUCAUCAUACAUUUACUUAAAGAGAAGCAUCACGCUGCCUCUCAGAAUGCGCAGCUAUGGCGCCUAGUGGAUAAGCAGCGCACCAUGGUCCUUGGUCUAAACAAAGACCUCGAACGGGCUCUGAAGGAGAAGGAACGGUACAGGAAGAAGCUAAAAGAGCUGCAGUCCGCAGCCUAUACGUCAUCCGGGCUACAUGACGAGCCAUCAAAUUCUGUGGACGAUGACGCUCUUAUACAAUCUGAGAAUCAGAGCCAGGUCGGAUCUUCAGAUCGCCAGACACCGCGCUCUCAGAGCUUGGAGAAUAAAUCUCGGAACGAAGCUGAGGAUUCCCUUACUGUUCUCCCCGAGUCAUUUCCUAUUCCGCUAAGCUCAGAAGAACCCGCUUUAUAUGCUUCUCUCGAGUCGUUGGACAAGACUGUCACUCGGCCCGGUGACAGAGCGAAACACAUACAUGAGUCGGAUACGCCCCUCUCAAGAUUAGCAACCUCAUCAGUAAUGCAACAAAGCUUUGCCACAACUGUUGGUUCUAUCAUCCACGAGGCGUCUCCUGUGGAAGACCUGAAUGCUAAAGUUCCCCAUCCAAGCCGCAAACCUCCACCAGCACCGUUGAAUCUUAAACAGAAAGACAACGCAAUCGCACCCCUCUCUAUUCAAUCAGACUCAGAGUCUGAGUAUGAGGACAUCCUCGAAGUGGACGAACUGAUUGACCAGGAGCGUGGAAGGAGGAAGACAAGGGAAGAAGAUGACCGGGAUCGAGAGGUGGCAUUGGCGAAGAAAUCUAGUAGUCGGUCAACAAACAAGAAUCCUCAGCAACUGGACACUCUGGGAGCUUUGGGCGGAGCCCAUGAUAUUCCUCCUACACAUCGUGUUCACGUCUUGACUCCGCAACACCUCCCAGCUGGUUCGUCGCUCAUGGAACAGACCGAAUCCCUAGCAGCCGUUCUUAACUCUCAGGGCGGCCGUCGACCUACCCGUCUAGAUGACCGUCCCCUCAUUGCUUCCCCCAAGAGUCCAGGGUUACCUCUGAGCCCAAGACCUGGUGACCGGCCCUUGAAUUCUCCUCUGCCUCGGAAUCCAAGAGAAGGCGCUGUUGCAUUCACGCCUUCGGGCAUGUCUUCUCCACGCCUGACGAACAAACAGGUGUCAUCCCUGUCAGAAAUAUCUUCCUCGACCUCGAUGAAAAUGCGUGGCCCUGUGCCAACUCCGAUAAGUCUUCAUGCUGCCAACCAACAGCUUCCAUCCAUUGACCCUGCCGUCAAGAUAGACAGUCCAAGAACUCCACAGACCAUCGCCAACAGAAUCUAUCAGGGUUUGGUUUCAGAGGACUAUCCUGGACUGCUUCUAUCCCCGAAUGCUCUUCCUCUGAUUCAAGUGAAGGUAUUCUCGUCAAGGCUCCGCCCUUCUAGGAACAGCUAUCUGGCACUGAAACCCUCCGAGGAAGAACCUGUUUUUACUUUGAGUAUCUUUUCACGAUCUGAACAUCGAGAGCUGUGGCGUGUGGAAAAGAUCAUCGCAGCUCUGCCCCAGUUAGAUCAACAGAUAAGGCAGUCCUCGGAUUUUCCGGUAAAGUUGCCGGAUAGGGGCAUUUUUAGUGGACACUCUCCUGCGAAGGUUGAUGCGCGGCGUGCUGCAUUGAAUUCUUACUUUGAGCGUCUACUUGAGACUCCGAUGGAUGAGCAAGCAGCUUUGAUUAUCUGCCAGUUUCUCACAUCUGACGCAAUUGAGCCCAGAGACGACGAGACAGUCCUGAUCAAAGCUAAUAAUCAAAUGCGGCCUGAGAUCCUUCGGGGCCCGGAUGGGAAACCUAGAAAGGAGGGGUAUUUAACAAAACGGGGAAAGAACUUUGGGGGCUGGAAAGCGAGAUAUUUCAUUCUCCAUGGCCCAGAAUUCAAGUAUUUUGAGUCGCCGAACGGUCCCCAUCUGGGUACCAUCAGGAUACACAAUGCACAGAUCGGAAAACAGUCACAGAAUAUGAAUAUUCGGAGCAAUUCCCCCUCGCAUGCCGAAGAUGAUUCAGAGAACCAAUACCGUCAUGCCUUCCUCAUCUUGGAACCGAAGAAAAAGGAUUCGUCAGCUCUUGUUCGUCAUGUUCUUUGUGCUGAGAGCGACGAAGAGAGAGACGCUUGGGUUGAAGUUUUAUUGGAGUACGUUGAAAAUCACUCUGAUCAUGAAGGACACGCAAAGAUUCAUAUGUCCCAUGGAUCCGGGAGGCAGCCAUCGAGUGGCAAGUCUAGGCUGUUUCUCAACGGCAGCAAAAAGACCGGGAAAGGGGGCGGCGAUCUUCCUGAGUCUGACUCAGUGGAUACUGUCCAAGGAUUUAGUUAUGAUGACGCUAUUCCCGCUGAACCACCGGUGCUAGGGGUUUCCCCUGAAACCCAAGGCUCGAGGUCACUACAACUACCUACAGGAUCGUCACUUGAGGUAGAUACAUCCCAUCUGUCAAACGCGGAGAAUCCACCGCUCUCUCCCUAUUCCUUCAAGGUGAUAUCAGGACCUACCAAUGGUGCUGUCAUUCAAGAUGCUGGAGCUUGGGGAAACAAGGCGGCCACCAGUACCAAGGAAAAGAAACGCAGCAUUUGGGGAUUCCGCACCAGAUCUUCAGCUGAUCUGGCUUCCCAACUCCAGGCUCACCAGGAAACGUUAGCAGCUCAGGGUCAUGAUCACAGCUUGAUGGAUCGAAGAGAACCUGUACGACCUGUCUUCGGAAUACCUCUCGCAGAAGCUGUACAGUAUUGUGCGCCCCAGGGUGUCAAAGUGGAGCUACCUGCUGUCGUGUAUCGCUGUAUCGAGUAUCUUCAAGCCAAAGAUGUGGCGUCAGAGGAAGGGAUCUUUCGUCUCAGCGGAUCCAAUGUUGUUGUCAAGGCAUUGAAGGAACGGUUCAAUACCGAAGGAGACGUCGAUUUUUUAGCUGGAGAUCAGUACUAUGAUGUCCAUGCCGUGGCAUCUCUUUUCAAGCAAUACUUGCGAGAGCUACCUACGACUGUUCUAACAAGGGAACUGCACCUUGACUUCCUCCGAGUACUUGAACUCGACGACCGAAACAAGAAAAUCAUGGCAUUCAAUUCACUUGUAUACCGGCUUCCAAAGCCAAAUUUGGCUCUUUUGCGAGCGCUUGCACAGUUCUUACUGGGCAUUGUCAACAAUUCAGACGUCAAUAAGAUGACUGUUAGGAAUGUCGGCAUUGUUUUUGCACCUACACUCAAUAUCCCAGCGCCUGUAUUCUCUAUGUUUCUCACUGAUUUCAGCAGCAUCUUCAGUGAACCAGCGGAGCCCAUUAUUUCUACUUCUGAUUUAGCUACUGAACUACCAUCAGCCCAAAACAGAGACAACUACUCGAGCUCACCGCCAGAGAGACUCACUGCAUAUAAUAGCUCUGGAAUGUCUCCUGUGCAAGAAAACAACGAACAAAUUGCACCUGAAAUAGAAAAUAAUGAAGUUUAUGAAGCGCCCUCUCAGCUAUCAAUGAACCGUGCCUUGACACCACACACAGACGACUUGCGUUCAGCUAAAGCCAAGAGAAGGGAAAGCUCUCUUCUAUUUAUGGAAGCAAGUCAUCAGGAAUCAUCAUCUCCAACCUUUUUUAAUAAACAUGCCCUGAUAGAUGAGGAACCGAUGUCUGAAUAG